AUGGAUCAAGACCAAGAGAAUCGGGCGUUUGUUUCAAACCCUAGCAAGAAUCCCCCACAAAGCCAUGGCAUUGAUAGGAAUUAUGUUAACGUUCAUCAUGACGGUUCAAUUGUGUAUACAACUACAGACGAGGAUGAUUCUACUCCUACAACCAAUAUUGAUCCUGCAUAUGAUUCUGAGAUUGAGCCUUACCCUCCUGGUUUUAGGUUUAAACCAAAAGACGUAGAGCUCAUUAUUGAUUACUUGCAGAAGAAGGUUCUUGACCAACAGUUGCCGCCGAGCGGGAUCGUCGAUGUCGAUCUCUAUAAGUACAAUCCCCAGGAUCUUGCAGCAAUGUAUCCCCCUUGUGGAGAGAAUGAAUGGUACUUCUUUACAUCGAGAGUACGCAAGUAUCCGAACGGGGAGAGGCCGAAUCGAGCAGCCGGAGAUGGUUACUGGAAAGCCACUGGAGCUGACAGACCUAUCAAACGUAAAGGCGUUAAAGUUGGUUCAAGGAAGGCCUUGGUUUUCUACAUGGGAAAAGCUCCACAUGGUAAAAAAAGUGAUUGGAUUAUGCAUGAAUUUAGAGUCCUUGAUGCUCCCAAACCACUAGGAGAGGACAAGAAGAUGAUGCUUGAUAACUGGGUUCUGUGUCGGAUCUACAAUAAGAAAUCUGAGAGGUUCUCAUCCCGAUUUUCCACCCGACGACAGAGUGAUGAGGUUCAAACUGACAGUCCUAAAUCGAGCUAUCCGAAUACUCCCACAGCUGCUAAUUCUAUCCAAAUUGGGACUACAACAACUACUACUCCACAAAUGAUUAAUCAAAUGAUUCCUAUUCAGACUCAGAUGAUGACUCCUGCUCCACAAAUGUUGAACAAUGCAAGGUUUGCUCAACAGUUUGGUUCACACACUCACAUGCUGACUGCACUCCCUACACCGACUACACAACAGUACAAUGAAAUGGAUGGUGGUGGUGGUGACCUCUACAACCAAAACCAGAUUGGAUAUCAGAGUGAUUUUGGAAAUAUUUUUCAGAGCAAUGAACUGGUGAGCCUUCCGGAUUCCUUCAUUCAACCCUAUAAUCCGCAGUUGUCGUUCAUCGGUCCAGAUGAUCGAGAUGUGAAUUCAUUUAUUUCCAAUGAAGGGUAUGAUGUGGUUGAUUGUGAUAAUGACAUUGAGGGAUUUGGUUUUGGGGAUACGUUGAUGGAUCCUGGGUUCUCAGACAGUACUGCGAAACCGCGGCAAUUUGAUCCUAGGCAGGGAUAA
Tripterygium wilfordii is the source of this 1245-nucleotide messenger RNA. Its product is annotated as NAC domain-containing protein 2-like. The transcript has 3 exons. The coding region runs from base 1 to 1245 and encodes 414 amino acids. Gene Ontology annotation, biological process: regulation of DNA-templated transcription. Lineage: Eukaryota; Viridiplantae; Streptophyta; Magnoliopsida; Celastrales; Celastraceae. The record is from RefSeq and is a predicted model, not a curated record. Gene Ontology annotation, molecular function: DNA binding.